Molecule: messenger RNA, 2565 nt
Organism: Giardia duodenalis
Lineage: Eukaryota; Fornicata; Diplomonadida; Hexamitidae
Product: Ankyrin repeat protein 1
Exons: 1
Coding region: 1-2565 (854 amino acids)
Biological process (GO): protein phosphorylation
Molecular function (GO): ATP binding; protein binding; protein kinase activity
Source: RefSeq, a predicted model, not a curated record
AUGACACUCUACUUGCCCCCCGCAUAUGAAGCUGUAAGAUAUCUGAACAGUGAUAUUUAUGGGAUAAGCUACUUGGUAAGAGAUAGAAAUCUUGAUCUGUCUGCCACGUGUCGAAUCGUCAGCGAGGCAGAUGUUGGCCGUGGGCGGUAUGCUCUCAUUCGGGAUUUGGCGAGGCAAGCCCACCGCUUAGAUCAUGAAAGCAUAACACCCUUACUGGAGGCAUUUGUAGAUGACGAACAAGAGUGUAUAUUUCUUAUAUCUAGGGGAGCAGGGCAAUCUCUCUAUGAAUACAGUGAGGAGCUAUGUUUUCUCCAAGUGAAUCUGGAAGAGGAGGUGAUCAUAACAAUAUUGGUUGAGCUAAUUAACGCUAUUCUUUACGUAUAUUCAACGAACCGCAAAACCGACUUCACAGACGCACUAGCAAGCAACCUACCAUCAACUGGGUUGGACCCUCUCUGCAUUAGACUAAGCAGCAAGGGGCGUGCAUUAGUGGACUAUUCAGCCUUCGCAGUCAAGCUUGCUGCUCAACGACAUUCGGCAUUUACUAUGGCAUACCUCUGUCCAGAAGUGUUACACAGUCGACACAGCGGAGAAGACCGUGCACGCCUAAACGUGUCUCCGCUCAAAAUGCUUGCCUACAAUGUCGGUCGCUUAUGUUGCGAGCUAUGCUUUGCAGGUUCUAAGUGCAAGGCUGUCAAAGGAGAGUAUGACACUGCAUACAUGUUAAAGAGUAUUAUAAAGGAAAACGCGUAUUCUAAAGACCUUGUACGCGUGCUCACGUGGCUCACUAAUCCUUGCAAUAACUCACGGCCGUACCUAGAUGAGGUCCUGGCUCAUCCGUUUAUAUUUGGUUUCAUGGUUAAAUCGGGCUCCAGAGAGAACGAAAGAGUGUUCAGAAACGCCUUAGGAUCAACGCAGCUCAUACUAUCUGCCAAUAUGAACAAUGUGGAGUACGUCCGUGCGUUGGUGGACAAACAGAAGCGCUUGACUAACUACGACGGGGCCACUGCACUCAUGGCGGCCGCCGUUCUCGGCAAUAUAGAGGUUCUGAAGAUCCUUAUUCCCCACGAGUUCGGCAUGAGGAUGAUUACUGGAGACUCAUUGAAUGGUGCCACAGCCCUGAUCCUCGCCGCUCGCAAUGGUCAGACAGAAGCAUGUAAGCUGCUAGCACCACACGAAGCAAAGCUUAAGAAGCGUGACGGCUUCACUGCACUCAUGGAAGCAACCGUGCGUGGACACAGUUCUGCUGCUGAUGUUCUGAUGAAGUAUGAGGCUAAAUCAGUAAUCCAACUCGAUGAUCUAAGCAAUCCUAAAAAUGGGACCACGGCUUUAAUGCUUGCGUGCGAAUUCCACCAACUCCACAUAGCCAACAGUCUAAUUCAGUAUGAAGCGGGGAUGAGAGACAGCUCAGGAUACACCGCUCUCCAUAGAGCCGCGGCUUUGGGAUUAGUAUCUGCAGUUAAGCUUUUGAUCACAACGAAGGAGUGCGGCCUUCGAGACCCCAAAGGGCAGACCGCGCUCAUGUUCGCUGCGCAAUAUGGGCACUCUAAGUGUGUAGAGCUCCUACGCAAAGAGAAGGAGGCAGGACUCGUGACUGAUAAGGGCUGGUCUGCUCUGAUGUCUGCGAUAACAAAUGGGCACACAGAAGCAGCCAAACUCCUUAUUGACUACGAGGGACAUCUUACCCUAAAUAUGGGCUACACACCAUUAAUGUGUGCCGUAGAACAUAAACAGUAUGAGGUCAUCGAUCUGCUGAAGCACAGCCAGGCCAGAAAAACUAUCGCAGCUGAAAGUGAAGAGGACUCAUGGCACAACGGAGCUACUGCACUCAUGCUAGCAGCAUACAGCAAUGAUGCGGACGGCUGCAGAAAGCUAGUGGAGCUGGAAGAAGGUAUCCGUAACGCCGACGGAAUGACUGCUUCCAUGAUUGCGGCAAGCAACGACUCUGCGGCAGCCCUCUCCAUCCUCUGCAUGUCACAACGUGAAGCUGAGAGCAAGCUUAUCGGAGGCUCCAUAGACAACAGGACAUGCCUCAUGAUUGCAGCGUUAAGUAGAUCUCUGAGCUGCGUAAGGGUUCUAGCAGAGCAAAGGAUAGGGAUGGGGUGUCAGGAUGGCAAGGGAUCCACUGCACUUAUAAUGGCAGCCUUGUCUGGAUACGCAGACAUAUGCAAAGUCCUAGCACCGCUUGAGGCACGAAUACAAAGAAAGGAUGGCUUUACAGCCCUGAUGUCAGCAGCACAAGAGGGCCACAAGGAGUGUGUGUCUAUCUUGCUUUCAAAAGAAGGAGACGUCCACAAGCCCGGGGGCUGGACCGCAUUAAUGAGUGCAGCGUUGAAAAACAAGCCAGAAAUAGUGCAAAUCCUCUCUAAAGACAAGAGGCAGAUCAGACAGAAACGGGAAAAAGAUGGAAUAACGGCUCUAAUGAUAGCUGUCCAGUCUGGUCACAUAGAGUGCAUCCGGAUUCUGGCUCCGCUGGAGCGCAACCUCACAGACAAGAAGGGCAGGAAGUGCGAGGCAUAUGCUCGAACAGAGACCGUGCGGAGGAUCCUGGCUAAACUUCGGUAA